Haplochromis burtoni (Burton's mouthbrooder) is the source of this 5092-nucleotide messenger RNA. RefSeq names its product carboxyl-terminal PDZ ligand of neuronal nitric oxide synthase protein. The transcript has 11 exons. Gene Ontology annotation, molecular function: nitric-oxide synthase binding. NCBI's taxonomy places the organism in Eukaryota, Metazoa, Chordata, Actinopteri, Cichliformes, Cichlidae. The coding region runs from base 420 to 2432 and encodes 670 amino acids. The record is from RefSeq and is a predicted model, not a curated record.
GAGAGAGAGAGAGAGCGGCGUUCCCACCAACAGGACGGGAUUCAAAAAAAGGGGGAAAAAAGCACAGCCAGCAGGCAACAUCACCUGCAGAGCGAAACAGCGUUGGAUUUCCCCGGUGGGAAACAGACAUCCGUGUUGUUUUCCUGUAUGUCAGAGGCUUACUGCGUGUAGAAGAAUUCGCUCAAGUGUCUUUUCGGUGUUUUGUAUCAGGAAAAAAAAGAGGCGCGCAGUUUUGUCCUUCUUGAGGACCCGGGACCUUGUUGACGCUCGGAGCGGGGACGAUGGACCGCGUUUCCGCCGGGAAUUUGCUCUUGGAGCCGGGCCGUGCGCACACAUGGGGACUGUAGCGCUUCCAGCCCGGUUUGUUUAGCGGUUGAACCGUAUUUACUGUGCCGGGAGAGGAGGUCAGGAAAGCCGCGAUGCCCACCAGGAACAGGUACAACCUGGUGGAUGAUGUGGCGGACUCGAGGGUGCCGCUCCACAACGAGGAAGCUUACCAGCAUGGGAUAUAUUUCCAAGCAAAGUACGUGGGUAGUCUUGACGUGCCCAGGCCCAACAGUCGGAUGGAGAUCGUGGCAGCCAUGAGGAGAAUCAGGUACGAAUUCAAGGCCAAGAACAUCAAGAAGAAAAAGGUCAGCAUCGUGGUGUCUGUGGACGGGGUCAAGGUGAUGCUAAGGAAGAAACAGAAGAGAAAGGAAUGGACAUGGGAUGAGAGCAAAAUGCUGAUCAUGCACGAUCCAAUAUACAGGAUUUUCUACGUAUCACAUGACUCCCAGGACUUAAAGAUCUUCAGCUACAUUGCAAGAGAUGGCUCCAGUAAUUCCUUCAGAUGCAACGUCUUCAAGUCAAAGAAGAAGACACAGGCCAUGCGUAUCGUGCGAACAGUAGGUCAGGCGUUUGAGGUGUGCCACAAGCUCAGCCUGCAGCACGCCGAGCAGGACGCUGACGGGCAGGCUGACGGAGAAAGUGACAAGUCAACAGAGGAGCCCAGCAGCCACGGUCGCACACUGACGGGGGCAGAGCGAGGGGAAGAUGAGCAGGACAGCAAACAUGAGGGACGGCGAGGAGGAGAAGAUCCUGCAGCUGGCAGCUCUCUGUGUGAGAAGGCAGUGAGCGAAAUUCUCCAGAGCUUGGCUGAACUCAACGUCGUCAAGCCUGGACAGACCAUCAUGGACUUCGAUCGAAGGUCCCUCUUCACUGUGACAUCCCAAGGCAUUACUCCCAGCAGCCCUUGCUCUCCUUCUAUUACUCCGCUGGCAUCACAGCACUACCUGCAGCUUCUUCAGCAGCAGCUGCAGCAGCAGCAGCAGCACACACACGUGGCUGUUGCUCAGGUACAGCUGCUGAAAGAUCAGAUGGCAGCAGAGACCGCCGCUCGUAUCGAGGCUCAGGCCCGCGUCCACCAGCUGCUGCUGCAGAACAGGGAUUUGCUGCAACACCUGACCCUGCUCGUGCAGCAGCUGAAAGAGCUGGAGGCCCGCGCCCUGAAAGCAACACACCCAGGGCAGCCGCAACAGGAGCUGCAAGCUAAUGGACACGAUGGCCAGCAGUCAUCAGGUGGCUUAGUUUCAGCAUCAGCAAAGUCCCUGUCCUUAAAUCUGAAGAAUCACUACAGUCAGACCCUGGACCACCUCAUCACCUCCACGCCCUCACGGCUGUUCGAAACCUCGCCCCUGUCUCCCACCCAGGUGGGCUGUGCCGAGUCCUACCUCAAUCUGCUUAACAUGGAGAGCGACAUCAAACCACCAGCCUCAGCCAACAAUGACCUAGACCCCUUCAUCAGAGCAAAUGGCGCUGUGGAAGACAAGGAGAUGUCCGGCAAUGAGAUUGUCCCGUUCACAUCCCGAAACUCUGCCAGCAUGGAUGAAAAGUGCAGGCAGAUAAUCCCCAAACUCGACCCUCCUCCACCUUCCGUGAACCGCAAGAGAGCUAGCAGGACAUUGUCUCCAGGGUCAGAGGUCGCAGCUGCGCCUACGCCCACAGAGGUCACCUCUAACGACGCAGCCCCCAGCCGCAGCAGCAGCGUCUCGUUCCCUGACAUCACCCCCAGCUCGCUGUCAUCCGGUGACUUCCACUCCCUGAGCAACGGCGAGAGCAGCUCCUGCUCCACCAGCGAGGACUCGGGCGUGCGCUCCGAAACCAAGUCCCUGCUGUCGCCCCUGCGUGACGACGACGACCUGUUCGGGGACCGUGGGACAUUUUUAACAGCCUCCAGUGGCUGUAACAGUCCCGUGGAGGAGAGGGGGGAAACCGUUCUCUCAGCCGCUGAGUCGUAUCCCACUGAAGCCCCCACCCUCACUUCACAGUCGGACACUUGUGGCCACCCGCUGCCCUUCUCCCCGAUGAAUGAUACCUGCCUUCACAUCAGCUUUUCUGAGGAUGAGCUGCUGGAGAGCAGCCAGGAGGACCCUAACGUCCCUCAGCGGAGCUAGGAGCUAUUGAUCUCCUGGAAAACUUCCAUCAUCUUCUGCAAUCAGCUUUUAAUCUAAUAUUUACUAUCAGACCCUCCUAUGUUUGCACUGGGCUCUAUUUCAGGGCCUUUAAUCGUUCCACCCACUUGUGACACAGUACAGGCACACAGUAGCUGAUACCAGUUCCUGGAAAGUACUCUAUUGUACAGUUGAUUAGCCUGUGGACAGAUUUAGUAUUUUUGUAAUAAAAUAAUGAGCUAAUUUACUUUUUAGUGACUAGAAUGUUUAGCAGAAUACAUGUAGCACCUCUUGCACCGUUAAAGUCAAUUUAGCGUAGAAUUCAAAGCCAACGAGGGAACACGUUUUAUUUUUGCUAGUAGUCGACGUUAAAAGAUUAUUUUGUAUGAUGGUUCACUGUGGUACAAACUAAAGAUACAUGAUGACCAUGCAAGUGCUUGUGAUUUUGAUGUUGGGAGAAGCCUCGAUUUCUGCAGGAACACCCGACGGGUAAUGGUGGGCGGAAAAAAAAGAACAAGAAAGUCAGUAAAAAUGGAAAAUGAUGUGUUGCGGUCUGCGCACAGCUGUGUAGCGCUGUGCAUUAUGUUUUUGUACUCUCAGAGGUUAGUGGGUUUUAGAAUGUUUUUUUUCUUACUUGCAUUUCGUGGGCCUUAAAGCACUGCUGGGAAAAUGAGUGGAAUGUCUGCAGGUAUUCCGUGUAUUCAAUUGAUUUGUUUUGGAUGCAAUCCUUUAAAACCAAAGGGGAUUUUUGAAUUAAAAGCAUUUUCUUUUUGAGAAACUCGACAUGAAGCUAAUGACCGUGAAAGUAAUGGAUUGCGCCCGUCUGAGUGGGGAGUCUGUUACAAGAUACUGAAUGGGAAGAUAAUUGGGGAAUCAGAGAGGACCUUGGAGAAAGACAGCUUGGCAGAUGGAUUUUCUCUUCUUUGCUUCUAUCUUUGUCAAAUCUUGAAUACCCAACAAAUCUGCUUUCGUUUUCAGGGUGAAUUAACCUAAACGGUGGGAACAUUGUUGGCAUUCAAUCGAGAGAAAAGGACCUCGAGUAGUUUAAAGUGAAUCAAACUGCACUCUCAUCCCAACAGUUUAGUUAUAAAAGAAAUAAUUGUAUGAAGUUGAAAUGAAAAUGCCAAAAUGUACCACCAUAGAUCAAACCAGAUUGAAAAAUUCAAUAAACUGAGUUACUUUAAAUGUCUGACAUUUUAUAAAUGAAAUCAUAAAAUGUUGAAGAAAAUGCUAGAGAUAAUAAUCGGAACGAUGGACGAUGAAAAGCAGUAGCUGUUUAACUUCACGUUUAUAAGGUUUCUGUUGCUUUGUUAAUGGUGUCGAAUAAAGUGCCACCUUCUGCGAGUAGAAGUGAAUAUAAAUGGAGAUGAGGGGUAAAGCACACAAGGUCACGGGGGGGAGUGUAAAGUUGCAGGUGUACAGGCAAAACACAGAAAUCAGGCUUUUCCCAACAUUACACGUGGCAGGGAGCUUAACAGCAAUAACAUGUGGAUGAAAAAAUAAUAAAGAGAAACAGCUGAAGAAAAAUUUGUUUCUGGCUAUUUGUGGAUCACUUGAAAUGAACUAAAGUCUUAGACCCUUACUUCCUGUUACCUUCUGCACACAGGACACCUAGGGAGAAGAGUGCUAUGGAAGGAGGGGGUUCAAAGAAAACCUGUGCUUACUGUACUGCUUACAUUUCCUGUCGUUGCACAUAUUUUAAUCUGCUGCCGAUCUUUGUUCACACGCCUUUUCAUUCAGUGUAAUUUCCUGUAACCGCUGUACAGUCAACAUCAUUUGAACCACAGCCAGAGCUGAAGCUACAUUGAGAAGAUUACACUGCAAACAGUAACGCAGCGGUGUAAGAUAUCAGUGCACAGGUGCGGCUCUGAGGAACUACUGUAGCAGCUCACGGCUGGAUUCCAAUUAAAGACUGUGCUGUUGGUUUCAUCUCCUCGCUUUGAAUGGAAAGCAGAACAGACAGAUCGUCCGCUCUUCUGGCCUGUUUGGCUAUGCAUUCAUUAUAUCUCAUUACAGUCCCAUUUGUCAUUAGGAAUUCAUGCCUCUCAAAUUCUUUACCACACACUUAACAUUUUCAAGGCUUGACGACACUUCCUGUCCCGUCCUCCAAGGCGUUGUGCUCCCAAGGUGUCCUUUUGAAGGUGAGCUUUUUCUUCUCUCUAGUCCACGAGUCUGCAAACUUCGCUUCUACAGAGUGCCCUGUCGCUUCAGGGUGCAAACAUCUGACUGACAGGCUUAUUAGCCUUCAGGGCCUCAGUGUAAUGCAGCUGUAGCAAAGAAGGCAAUGCUCUUAUUUCCCUGCGCACCUCUCUAAUCUAAGGACUGCAAACGCCACCUCUGCUACAGUCUGGAGAUAAGAAAUUAGCUGUGUAGUGUCCCUGCGUGCCUUCAUUCUCACCUUCAACAUGGAAUUCCCCUGCUGGAUAAUCAAUAAUGCAGGAUGCUUGUGCAGCUUGUCCCUCCUCUCUCUCCUAUUUCUCUCCAGAGAGGUGGUUUCCAUCCUGUUCAGUAAGCCCAUUCAAUACAAGACUGCAUCUGAUCUGCGAUCAAUCUAACGUAGCCCAUAGAAGCUGGAAGGCAGCCUCACACCAAAGCCCCAGCUCCUCGGCUUUACAUAGCCGUUUAAAGUAGAUGUCCCUCGUCCUUUAUAUGCCCAUUAAUGC